CGUGUGAGGGCCAAACCAUGGCUUUCACCAUGUUGCGCCCCGUUUCCGCUCGACACUUUUACCCGGACAUCAGCCUGCACUCGGACGAUGACGAGAACAAGAGCGAAAGCGACGGCUCCGACCGGUCCUUCGACUGUUGCAACGGCGUAGCGAAGAGGAGGAAGGUAUCCUUCUCCAAGGGUUCGGUGGUGGUGAAGCACAGACAGGCGGCCAACGCCAGGGAGAGGGACAGGACUCACAGCGUCAACACCGCUUUCAGCGCCCUCAGGACACUCAUCCCCACCGAGCCCGCCGAUAGGAAGCUCUCCAAAAUUGAGACCCUGCGCCUGGCGUCCAGCUACAUCUCCCACCUCGGCAACAUUUUGCUGGUGGGGGAGGAGGGCGUGGAUGGACAGCCAUGUCUCACCGCCGUCUACAGCAGCCAGGCCGAGUUCGAGGGACAGCAGCCCAGGUCUAUCUGUACGUUCUGUCUCAGCAACCAGAGGAAGGGGGUCAAAGAGAAGGACGCGAAGAGCGGGUUUGCGAAGAUCAGGGGGCAAGCUGCUCUCCGGAUGCAGCGCCAGUGAAUGUCGAGCGAGGGGCGGCGAGACACCGAGAGACGUUUCGUUAGAGGAGCGUCACCGGCGACCGGCCUAGGACUCAGCGGCCAAAAGCGAUCUGACAACAGAUUACACGUGGCAAGCCUUUAUUUUGUGUUGUUUGCACGGGGAGUAUGGACACCGUCUUGGAACCCCCGUCCUUCGAGCAAUCACUCAUCCAAGCACACUGAACAGUGAACUUCUAGUUUUGACCUGAACGUUGAAGCCCCUGCUCUCUCCGCAUAUUAGAUCCACUGGGCCGUGCGUGCUGCGGGCGAUUACAGAGAGCGAGGGCAAAAGCGACACUUUAAUGCUGAAGUCUGUCUCCAUUUGGGGAGAUCUGACCCUUUCCUAAGUGUUUGCGCUCCGUUUGUUGUAAAUGUGUUUUUUUUAAAGUAUCUAGCCAAAAUGUGAAGAAAUAAAAGCAGACGUGAGUUCUG
This is a messenger RNA of Hypanus sabinus (Atlantic stingray), 1018 nucleotides long. RefSeq names its product transcription factor 15 (gene tcf15). Gene Ontology annotation, molecular function: protein dimerization activity; RNA polymerase II transcription regulatory region sequence-specific DNA binding; DNA-binding transcription factor activity, RNA polymerase II-specific. Bases 18 to 566 code for a protein of 182 amino acids. The record is from RefSeq and is a predicted model, not a curated record. The transcript has 2 exons. Gene Ontology annotation, biological process: regulation of transcription by RNA polymerase II; developmental process. NCBI's taxonomy places the organism in Eukaryota, Metazoa, Chordata, Chondrichthyes, Myliobatiformes, Dasyatidae.